Bacillus rossius redtenbacheri is the source of this 7756-nucleotide messenger RNA. RefSeq names its product lissencephaly-1 homolog (gene Lis-1). Gene Ontology annotation, cellular component: microtubule associated complex; kinetochore; neuronal cell body. Bases 203 to 1438 code for a protein of 411 amino acids. The transcript has 9 exons. Gene Ontology annotation, molecular function: microtubule plus-end binding; dynein complex binding. Gene Ontology annotation, biological process: nuclear migration; vesicle transport along microtubule; microtubule organizing center organization. NCBI's taxonomy places the organism in Eukaryota, Metazoa, Arthropoda, Insecta, Phasmatodea, Bacillidae. The record is from RefSeq and is a predicted model, not a curated record.
AAGCUGGUUUUCAACUGUUUAAAUGUUUGGGGUUGACGGUUCUAGGUUGAGCAAGUUGCGUAUUGUGAUUGUCAAGAAGGUAACGAAUGGGAAGUGUUUGUGAUUGAUUUGUGUUUGACAGUUUUUAACGACGUCUUCGGUCGUUGGACAUGCUGGUGUGAAAAGGAUUUCUGUUGCUUUUCGUCCUGGCCAGUAUAAGAACAUGAAAAUGAUGACUCUGUCCCAACGGCAGCGGGAGGAGUUGAACAAGGCUAUUGCCGACUACCUGAGUACAAAUGGAUACAUGUCUGCUCUGGAAGCAUUCAAGAAAGAGGCAGACAUGCCUGGAGAGGUGGAACACAAGUAUGGAGGUCUGCUCGAGAAGAAGUGGACUUCUGUCAUUAGGUUACAAAAGAAAGUUAUGGAACUGGAAAGCAAACUAAAUGAAGCGGAAAAGGAGUACAUGGAAGGCGCUCCGACACGAAACAAAAGACAACACUCCGAGUGGAUACCUCGACCGCCCGAGAAGUUCUGCAUGAAGGGACACAGGUUGCCUAUCACAAAAGUGUUGUUCCACCCAGUGUACAGCCUGUUUGCGUCCUCCAGCGAGGACGCCACCAUCAAGGUGUGGGACUUUGAGAGCGGGGAGCACGAGAUGACCCUCAAAGGCCACAUUGACGCAGUGCAGGACUUGGCGUUCGACCCGACUGGGAAGCUGCUAGCGUCAUGCAGCGCCGACAUGACAAUCAAGCUGUGGGACUUCUCCACCUACGAAUGCACCAAGACACUGCGCGGGCAUGACCACAAUGUUUCAAGUGUGGCGUUCAUGCCCGGCGGGGACUUCCUGGUAUCGUCGUCACGGGACAAGACCAUCAAGAUGUGGGAGGUGGCAACAGGGUACUGCGUGAAGACCUUCACGGGCCACCGGGACUGGGUGCGGCUGGUGAGGGUGUACCACGACGGCAGCCUGCUGGCUUCCUGCUCCAACGACCAGACGGUGCGCGUGUGGUGGACGGCCAACAAGGACUGCAAGGUGGAGCUGCGGGACCACGACCACGUGGUGGAGAGUGUGGCCUGGGCCCCGGACAACGCCGCGCAGAGCAUCAACCAGGCGGCCGGCGCAGACAACAAGAAGGGCGCCUACAUGGGGCCCUUCCUUGCCUCCGCCUCCCGCGACAAGACCAUCAAGGUGUGGGACGUGGGCACGGGCAUCUGCCUCUUCUCGCUGGUCGGCCACGACAACUGGGUGCGCGGACUGGUGUUCCACCCCGGCGGCAAGUACAUACUGAGUGCCAGCGACGACAAGACCCUCCGAGUCUGGGACACCCGCAACAAGCGCUGCAUGAAGACCCUCGAGGCCCACUCUCACUUCUGCACCUCCCUAGAUUUCCACAAGACACGUCCAUUUGUGGUGUCUGGAAGCGUCGACAUGACUGUGAAGGUGUGGGAAUGUCGCUAAUGCGUGUGCCCGUCCCUCUUCCUUUUGGACCUGCAGCUAUAGCAUUAUCGAUCCUCCACCACAAAAAAUAAAAUGACGUAAAAGGAAUAAACAGGAGGAUUGUUAUACUACACUCUUCUCCCCCCUUCUAAUUAUUUGUACACAAUUACAGAUGUAAUUUUUGUGUUGGUGUGUUCUGGGGCUGCACACAAAAUUGUUGUAAAGCACACAGUUCAUACUCAUCUUGGAAUGUGAUGAAGUAAUUUCCCCUACCCUUCGAGAAGCACUCACAAAUUGUUUUUGUUCUGCAUGUUUGUAAAUUUUAUUCAUCAUUUUCCAUGCAAGCUUUCUUUUGUGGUGGAAUAGUUCUGCGCAAAAUAACUGCACCACGAAACUUUGUGCAAUGUGGAAUCUGUGACAGAUCGCCAAAUUUAAAUUUUUUAUCCAUGUACACAGUAACGCUGCAUUUGUUUUUAGUGUAAAUAUUUUUUUCACUAGUACUUUCACCAAUUUGAUAACUGUAAUUUUUCAAAGUUAAGAGGGUGGAAAUUGCAUGUUGAAUGAAAGGUUUUUUCGCAUGCAUUUUGUGUAUAGUAUUUUGUAUUUAUUUUGUUUCGAAAUUGUUAACACUGGCAUAUCGCCAAAUAGCUUUUGGAGUAGGAAAGCUGUUCAUGAUAUUGUACCUGUGUUAAAUUUCCAAAAAAAUUGUAUUCAGGUCAAUUUUUUUUUUAUGUAUUUAUGUUGAGUUUUUGCUACAUUAUAAUAUAUAUUUUUGUGAUAAUGGAAAAAAUAAAUACAGCUUAACAUUUAGACAGAUUAUAGAAAAUGCUUAGUAAAGUGCAUAGUGUUAUUUAUUUAGUAAGAUAUUUAAUAUUUAGCCCUGUAGGCACAUAAUUUCUUUUAAUAGUUCAGUAUAUUGUGUGUACAUACUCAACAUGAUGAUUCUCAUGGUGACCUAACAUGAGAAAAUAUUGAGAUUUCAAAUACAAAGACAGUUCACAUUGAUUCUUCAAUACUACCCCUUCUUUCAUAAACAUCAUAAUUGAAUAAUCACAAUUUUUAUCUAGUGAUGCAAGUUCUUACUCAACUGAAUAUAUAUUUUUUACUGUACAUUUGUUUACGAAAAAUUAUUUUUUUCAUAUGUUUGGUGCUUACAGUAGAAUAAUUUUUAGUUUCCAGUUUUUUUUAAUCAGUUUGCAUGCACCUAAUAAAAUGUAUUGUUUUUUAGUACGGCAUAAGUGAUUCAUUAUACAUUCAGUUCCUCUCGUAAUAAAACAUGUCAGGAAGACAAGUGAUAAGUCUAGUGGUUAUUUGUUUCGAGAAUAUAAAAUUGUAAGAAUCCACCUAUUUAAAAAUAGGGUUGGUUGGUAACUAAUUUGAAACAUUGCAUAAAAGGUUUAGUUUUAUUUUCAAGUGAUGGUAUAAAUUUUUAUAAUGUGUAAAAAUUUUACAUUACCCAUGUUAGAUAUAUAAAAUAUACCAUUCUUCUUUACUACGGUUCCUUACAUCCCUACUGUUGUGGUUUUUAUAUAUAUAAAGUUGUUAUGUCUAUACUUUUACCUCUUGAAGAUCCUGUGCACCUCACCAGGAAAUUAUAAAUUAAUAUUAUAUUUUGGUAGAGUAUAGUUUACACCUUGCUGAAGCUCAUAAUUUAUAGAAGUUACUUUCAGUGUGCAGAUAUUGUAGGGAGAAUUGGGAUGAUGGGUUAGUUGAAAAUGAUUAUUUUGGGCUUUACAUGACUGCAAACCAUAUUCUUAAUUGGAAGUUUGUUAUGUCUCUAAGUAUUGGUCACUUGGUCAUUUUUGAGUACUAUUCAGCUGUCACUGGUAGUGCUGAUAUGAUGGAAUGAUUGGUCAUUUAAAGCAUUAUAAAGAGUCUGGAAUCUUGUAAGGGGUUGUGAUGAAAUGGCUGCCAUGCAUCAAGCUGAAUUCAUAACACUUGUAGAGUAAUUACCUAAUUGAAGUGUGAAAGGUUAUGGUAAUCGGUAAUUUCUAAUUUGUAUCAAAAUGUAAACAAGAGGAUUAUUGAAUUAUAGUUGCUACCCAGGUGUGGUAUUAUCAUGGCUCCCCUGUGCAGUUGUAUUAAUGAGCAUUUUGAGUAAGUUGAGAUGUUGCUGAUUGUAGGUUGAUGCAUAUAAAAACAGGUUCUGUUAUUGAAAUUCUUGUCUUAAAUUUAAAAUAUCUAAAUGUUUGUGUUGAAACUUUUAUACAGUAGAACCUCGAUUUGAUAUUUCCUCAUUUACCCUUUUCCCUUAUAUUACACUGAGUGCAGCUUACCAGAGUUUUAGGUACGUUUUUGUAAAAGCCUUUUAAGACUUGUAUUGCAGUCACACUGGCAACUGGCCACUUUACUUUGUAAUUAUUAACCUAAUAAGCAUAAAUUCCAUUCUUUGUUUUUAUCCAUCAUUUAGCAUCCCAGACUAUAAUUUCCAAUAAAUUUGUUUGUUUUGUAACAUUAUAAUUUUUUUAAAUCUGUUUUAGUGUGUGUGAACUGGUAUUAAAUUUAAUUACCCUACAUGAAUUUUAGUGAUUCCUUACAUUUACACGUUCCCCUGAUUCACACUGUUUUCUCCCCGUCUCUUGAAAAAUUUAAUGAGGAUUCUACUGUACUAUUUAAUUACAAUGCUGUCAUACAUAACACAGUAAUGACUGUCUUCAAGGACAACAGAACAUGUUUUCAUCCUUCCAUCUGCAAGAUAGGAACAAGAAAUUCAAAUACAAUUGAAGUGUUCAUGUGUAGAUUUAGCCACACUUGCCUCUUGCAAGAAAUUUGAUCUUUGCAAUGAAUCUUUACAAAAAAAAAAGUUUUAAUGUGCAGCCAUUAAAAAUUUUUAUAAUACUAAAUCUUAACCAGUGUAGGGUUUUUAAAAGAACUGUAAACAAUAUAGAUUGUAAAAUAACUGGCACCCAAUAUGUUUGCUGGUUACAAAAUAAUAUAGUUUGUACACAUGUCCACAAAGCGCACUUAGUAUUUAAUUUUGGUGGGUGGGAGAGUAACAAAUAUGAUAGGGCAGGAAUAAACAUCACAGUGCAAUUUUUUACAUCAAAAAAUACAAAAAUUGAGUUAAAUACUUUGUAAAAACUUAAUUUUUGAUUCAAAUCAUUUUCAAUAACACAUGACACCGUGAAUAUCUAGAAUUGGUGUAUUACUGCUAGGCUUCUUAUUUGGGAUUUUCCAAUCAGAUGCUGACAAGUUCCAGGGUGCAAUAUUGAAAAGUAAAAGGAGGGUAAAUUGAUGCCUACAUGGGUGGGAGGGACAUAUGUAUCUCCCCCAACCCUACAUCCUAUAAAAACCUAUAAUUCCCACUAACAAAAAAAAUUAUAUUUUAAAAGCAAAUGACGAGCAAAGUAGUUUUCCUACUUACUACUUCACUCCCCUCUUUUCCUUCUCUACAAAUGAAAUUAAGCUAUGCUCCUGGCUGCAUGAGUUAUUUUUAUUAUGGUGGUUUAGUGGCUUCUUUCGGAAAUGUUGGAUGAGUUGUCAAUGAACAUUAAUUUAUUGGGGGGAAAAUUUAACUUUAUAUGGGCAUAUACAUCCCUUCUCGUGCUAAAGGAAGACGUGUAAGCAGGGUAGGAAUCUAAUCCUAAUUUCACUCGUGGCAAAGAGUCAUCCAAGCACACUCUCACUUAUUGGUUGUCCAUGUGCACUCCCUUUACAAGUCAGUUCAGCUUUACCCCUCUUUCUGUAGAAGAUUUGGCUGGGUUGACCAUUUUAAGGAAGUUGAAUUUUUAUUUUAACAAGCAUAAAUGUACAAUUUUGUUUACUGUGUACUUAACAAAGUAUGAACCAUUUUCCACAAUAAUUAUUCCAGCAAAGUGUGUAAAAUAAACCUUGCACAUGCUGUGAUUGAAGUAUCAACUGUAGUAGCUGUUAUGGGAGCUUUCAUCAGCAUCUGUAGGUGUACAAAACCUUCCAUUAUGCCGCAUGGGCUUCACUUACUUAUAACUACUAAGUUGUUUUGUGUUGCUUAGGAGAACUUAGUACUUUUUUUUUGCAACACAUGGCGAUGCUGAUUUGUUAAGCCAGUGUCAUGUGGGCAAGGGUACAAAUCUGUACAAUUAUCAGGGGAGGUCCAAGUAUUUUGCAUGUGUGGUUAACCGACACACGUCAAUUCACUAGGUGGUCUAGGCCCAAAUGCUUUAAUUAAGUGGAUAAGUUUCUUAUGUAUAUUCAAAAUGUUAACUUUAAAACGGUGUUUUAUCGGAUAUUCGUCUUACCGUUUUUUUAGGGGUAUCAAAAUUUGUAGAGAAAAAUUCUUGCAUAAACAUAGCAUGAAGUUUUAGGUCCCGCUGUUAGAUUCAGAGCACUUUGUUUUGGUAGUAAACACAAGAGGAUAAAGCAACAGCAAUGUUUUCAAGUUGCUGUCAAGCAGUUUGGCAUUUAUAAUAGGAAAAUAAAGUACCGGAAUACCAGCAUAUGGGUAGCCUUUUUUAUGCUGAUUUUUAGUUUAAAAAAGUGUAUUGCAACUCUUUGGAGAAUGUGCCGCGAGUGACAUGACUUGCUGGGUUGGCAUUCGGUCGCAGAGGAAAGCUAGAAAUAAACUAGCCUAUUUGUGUGUGUGGUGCAGAACCCGAAAUAAAAUGUCCUGUGAACUGGCACAAUCUCCACAUGUCUAUUUUGACAGGUUUUUAAGACGCAACUGUGACCCAAACUAAUUGAUUCUUUGUAUGAGAUUCCUCAGCUUUCAAAUGCAACAUUCCAUGACAAAACUACAGCCAAUAUUGGUGCUUUGAAAGCUGCAAUUCAAAGCCUGGAUUGAAUGUCUCACUGACUGUAACAUGUGUGCUAGUUUUUAUAAAAGAAACUGACAAAGGGUAGCUUGCUGCCUUUUUAUUUUCUAUUCUGGAAGAGGUCUGGUUUAAAAAAUUACAAUAGCCAGGGAAGGGAUACACCUUUUGUUAUUAGGAGGGGUCGUAAAACAGUAGGGGAGAAGCAGAGAAAAGUGUGCUUGCCUCACUCCCUUCUACACAGUAAUAAAGCACAUAAAGCAGACAAAAAGAUGAUUGAGAGUUAACACCAGUGCCCUACCAGUAAGCUGAGACACAGAACACAGACUUCUCUUGGACUCUACUGUAGACUGAUAUAGGGUGCGACUCAUACUUGAGAGCCACCCUUACAAUAAAAAAAAAAGUUGUAUUUUUAUGACCCAAAUGAUAGCUGAGACCCAUGCAGGGGUGACUGUUCUGCCUGUGGCUGUUCUGCAGGUAAAUACAAUACUUGUUUAAGAUGUACCUGCUCAUUACGAUUUCCCAUCCAAUAUGGUCAAAUGUUUUGGUUCUACCAUUUUCUCAAUAAGAUUUACAUUACUAUUCUUUUCCCAUAUUAAACAAUGUAUUUGUUGAAGUCUAUUAUUAUUCAUUUGGAUAUUACCCUUUAAUUGAAAUUAACAGAAAUACGAAGUUAUCUGACGUGUAAAUUUUCUUUUAAAGAUGUAUUCAAACGUCUUUCUUGCCGAUGUGUACCACUUAUAAAAAUGUAUCCAGCGCUAGUUGACAUCAUUCAUGUUUGGUUAUUUUGAUUUUUAUAUAGAGUGAAUGCUUUGUCUAAAGUUUGAUAGUCCGUACUCUUUCGUGGCAAGUGUGUACCAAGACUAUAGUUAUGCAAUAGUUCCAGCUCACAAUUUUUAUUUUUCAAUUUAAAGUUUAACAAAAUAAAUUUUUGUUGCACGACUUAUUCAUUUAAAUUGUUUGACAUGCUUUUGUAUACUCUACUUUACAAAUAAAUGUACUUUCUAUUAAUAGGUUUUCUUUUCAGUAAUAACUUUACCAAAAAAAAAAAAAAAAAUACCAGACAAUCUUACCUCUACUUUAAAAACUUGAGUUUAGUAUAAAAUGUGUGACUAUUAUGCGAUAAAACAUGAUUAUAGCUUUGGCAUUAUCAUCCUUGUUGCACAGUUAGGUUUGCCUCAGUAAGGGGAUCUUUAAUUCCCAAUUUGGGGGGGGGGGGGGGGGGCAGGGCAGAAUUCUACCCACUCCCCGGUAUUUACACUCAUGUUGUGGGACAUGGGUUUAGGCACCAAAGGUGUAUAACAAUGGAAUCCAUUCUGCAUGAACAUGAGUAGACACAAUGAGAGUUUCAGUAGUAUGUAAAUUGACAUUGGAUCAUUGGAUAUUUUUUUCAGGAAUUUAUUCUUGGUCUGUAGUUUUGAAAGCUGAGUAAUUGAUUUGCUAAUGCAGAUGUUCUAUGACGAGGUCACCAUGUAAGUCAUCUUGUUCCACUGCACUUGACUGUAUUCUGACUUAAUGAUGUAAUUCUGUCCUUGUAAGCUACUUGUAUUUGUCAACACUUGUAAAACUAAGAAUCAUGUGACAUUUAAUACAUUACAUCUAGAAGAUCAAA